This is a messenger RNA of Amphimedon queenslandica, 2040 nucleotides long. RefSeq lists its product as uncharacterized. The coding region runs from base 113 to 1987 and encodes 624 amino acids. Lineage: Eukaryota; Metazoa; Porifera; Demospongiae; Haplosclerida; Niphatidae. The record is from RefSeq and is a predicted model, not a curated record. The transcript is spliced from 3 exons.
UUCCGGUGGUCAGCCAGCAUACCAGGAGUUACUGCCUUUAUUCACUAGAGCAGCUUCUCUCAAUAUAAUAACGCUGGAUCUAUCGAAGCCUUUCAAUGAGAGGUUUGAUCUGAUGUACAGGAUCGAUGGACAAUACUUCCCAUGCCACUCCAAGUCAAGUCAGUUAGCAUUCUUCCAGUCUGCAGUUUCGACUGGAGCUAGUUUUAAGCCUCUUGAUAUUUCCUGCAUCUCCAAGAAACCGACACACUCCAUGCAUCUUGUAUUGGGAACACAUUAUGACAAGGUGAGUGAUGCUACUCUAAAAGAAAAGGAAGAGAUUCUAAAGUCUUCAAUGUCUUCGCUGCAGUCUUACUUAAAAAAUUGCGUUAUUCAUCAUAAAAAAUCUAUCAUGUAUCCUGUCAACACGAUUGCUGCAUCAGAAGAAAGAGCUAAAUACAGUGAAGAGAUUUGCAAGGCAAUAUGGUGUCAUGGUUCUGAUGCUUCACUGGAAAUCAAAAUACCAAUUCGAUGGUUUGCUUUUGAGCUAUCUUUGCCCGAGCAGAGUAUUGUGUUAGUUAAGGACGCUUUAUCUAUUGGAGAAAGAUACGGGAUGAAUGAGGAAGAUACUAAACAAGCUUUGAGAUAUUUCCAUAAUGUGAGUCUCAUGUUAUAUUAUCCAAAAGUUACGAAUGUCAUCUUUAUUGAUUCUAAGCCAAUCCUCGAGAUUCUCUCACAAUUAUUAGCUCUCACAUACAUUGAUGACUAUGAUGCUUUGGCUUCAAUUUUAGACAAACGUCUUCCUCUCGAAGUUACUAAUAAUCUCGAGGAUGGAAUCUUCAAUGAAAAUAUUUUUGAGCAUUUAAAGUCAAAGUCUGUCGUCUUUUCCCUGCCAGAGUUCCAGAUGUCUGACCUAAUCAGACUCCUCCUUCAUCUUAACAUCAUCACAAAACUAGAAGAUGAACCAAAGGGACACUACUUCAUUCCUUAUGCUCUUCCUUCAUACAAUGAACCAGUUUCAAUUAAGGAGACUAAUGCUAAGCCACUCCUCAUAGUCUGGAGGGAAGAGGAGAGUGAAGAGAUCCUACCAGCUCCUACAGGAUUGUUUCCUUUAACCAUCGUAAACCUACUCAACCAGAAAGAAUACGUUGCUAAAAUCUCGCCGUCGACACCAGGGUAUUUUAAAUUUCGAGAUGCCAUGUCCCUCAAGAUAACGAUCACAUCAAAGCACACACUUCACCUCAUCAACCGUUACACUCAUAUUGAAGUGUACUUUACUGGUCCUACCCAGCACUGUCCAUUAGUACGUAAUCUACUCAAAACAGCUAUUGAUAAUAGCAGUGAUGCCAUGCACCUCAAGCAUAAUUACGUCAAUGCAUUUGCUUGCCCUAACAAUGAGAGCUGCUAUUGUAUUAUAAAUGAAGAUCACCAUAAAGUAGCUGAUUGUACAGUUUGUGGUGAAUCUCCUGCUCUUAGCAAUGACUACUGGACCUGGUUUAAUGAUGCACAAGGACGUGAUGAGUGUAACAAUGGAACACAAAUAAAACAUGAUAAUGAUCAGCCAUCGGAUGAAAAUAUCCUAGACAAGAUGCCUCAAUUGAAUGAUCUUGUUAGACUAUUUGAUAGUUAUGCUGCUCAGUUUAAACUCAUUGGUAUUGCAUUAUCAGUUCGAGUGGAUGACCUGCUACCAUGUCCUGAGGUUACUACUAAUAACCUCAUGCAAGUGUUCCAGAGAUGGAUACGCAGAGAUAAAGACGUGACCUGGAGGACUAUCCUAAGAGUUUGUCAAGACUAUCCUGAUCAUCUUGGAAAGGCAGAGGCUGAAGUCAAGCAGUUCCUUUCAUCACCCACUGCCCAUUCUCUUUAUGAUCCCCUACCUGAUGAGAGUAAGAGUACCACUAGAGCUCAUGACCAUUGUUUUAAAUUUUUUCCUAGUAAAAGUCAUGCUUUUGUUUUCAUUGCUUCUUUGAUAUUAGUACUCGUUGCUAUUUUGAUAUUAUAUUUGUGUUAAAAGCCACACUUUUUCAUUAUUUUAAAUUAGUAAUAACUUUUUUCAUUUUAAAA